CCUCCCAACCCUCUCUCUCUCUUUUUCUCUAUCUCACACACACACUCUCUCUCUCUCUCUCUCAUGCGUGCUGUGUUUUGUGUGGCUGCCGUGCAUCAGCUGGGAGGGGUCAGCAUAGGAGGCGGGGAGCAUGUGUGCGCGUUUGCUUGAGCUCUAGCUGUCAUUGUCUCAUUCCGGGCUCUGGGAGUAAGUGUGUGCAGGAUAGCGGGAGGCCCCAGCGGCCACACGUGCCCUCGUUAUUGCGGGGCAUCCCUGGAAGCAGAGCAGAGCGAGAGGCAGGUCUCCAUCUGGCCUCUCUCAGUAAGGCAGGCAGACAGGCGGUUUGACUCUCCCACACUCUGCCCUUGUGUACUCCCACAUAGCAGAGAAAGACGGAAAAAGACAGAAAUAGAGAGAAAAAUCUGCAUUCUUUGAUAUCCAGUUUGGUCACAUCAUCUAUGAUGCCAGAUCGCACUGAGAAGCGCUCCACCAUGCCCGACUCACCUGCUGAUGUGAAAACACAGCCCAGGUUAACUCCGCCCACCAUGCCUCCUCCCCCCACCACACAGGGAGCUCCCCGGAACAGCUCCUUCACCCCCACCACAUUAACGAAUGGCACCAGUCACUCUCCCACAGCACUGAAUGGAGCUCCAUCUCCACCCAAUGGCUUCAGCAAUGGACCUUCAUCAUCCUCUUCCUCCUCGCUGGCCAAUCAGCAGCUCCCGCCGGCAUGUGGUGCGAGGCAGCUCAGCAAGCUCAAACGCUUCCUAACGACACUGCAGCAGUUCGGCAAUGACAUCUCACCUGAGAUAGGAGAACGAGUGCGCACGUUGGUGUUGGGGCUUGUGAACUCCACUUUAACCAUUGAGGAAUUCCACUCCAAACUACAAGAAGCGACCAACUUCCCUCUCAGACCUUUUGUCAUCCCAUUUUUGAAGGCCAACCUGCCACUACUGCAGAGGGAGCUGGUGCACUGUGCUCGGCUGGCAAAGCAAAACCCGGCACAGUAUCUAGCCCAACAUGAGCAGCUCUUGCUGGACACCAGUACCACCUCACCGGUCGACUCAUCUGAACUCUUGAUGGACGUCAAUGAGAAUGGCAAGAGGAGGACGCCUGACAGAACCAAAGAGAACGGCUUUGAGCGGGAACCACUCCACCCCGAGCACCCCAGCAAGAGGCCGUGCACUAUCAGCCCGAGCCAGCGCUUCAGCCCCUCAAAUGGGCUCUCCUACCAGCCCAACGGCCUCCCGCACCCCACUCCGCCCCCUCCACAGCACUACCGACUGGACGACAUGGCCAUUGCGCACCACUACAGAGACUCUUACCGCCACCCCAACCACCGCGAGCAUCGCGACCGCCCUCGGCCUAUCGGGAUGCAUGGCAGCACACGCCAGGAGGAGGUCAUAGAUCACAGACUCACGGAAAGAGAAUGGGCAGAAGAAUGGAAGCACCUUGACCAUGUAAGAAAACUGCUGAACUGCAUCAUGGACAUGGUGGAGAAGACUCGUCGCUCUCUAACAGUGUUGCGGAGGUGCCAGGAGGCCGACCGGGAGGAGCUCAACUACUGGAUCCGUCGUUACAGUGAUGCUGAAGAGCUUAAGAAGACCAGCAGCUCCAGCAGUAGUCAGUCUAGACAGCAAAGCCCCGCAGGCCAGGACAACAAUGCUUUAGACAUCCAUAGAGAGCUCCUUCACAGGCCAGCAUCUGGAUACGUACCUGAAGAGAUCUGGAAGAAAGCUGAAGAGGCUGUGAAUGAAGUGAAGAGGCAGGCCAUGUCCGAGCUGCAGAAAGCCGUGUCAGAGGCCGAGCGCAAGGCUCACGAGAUGAUAAGCACUGAGCGAGCCAAGAUGGAACGCACGGUGGCCGAGGCCAAGAGGCAAGCGGCAGAUGAUGCGCUGUCAGUCAUCAACCAGCAGGAGGACUCUAGUGAGAGUUGCUGGAAUUGCGGGCGCAAGGCGAGCGAGACCUGCAGUGGCUGCAAUACCGCACGUUACUGUGGUUCCUUCUGUCAGCACAAGGACUGGGAAAAGCACCACCAUGUAUGUGGCCAAACUCUUCAGGCACAGCAGCAGGGCGAGACCCCCGCCACCGUCAGCUCUUCAGCGACCCCCAGCAGUGGCGCCGGCAGCCCUGCUGAUACGCUGUCUGCUGCCACUCCACGCUCGGCCACGCCCGGCACACCCUCCGCCAUAGAGACCACGCCACGCUAGAGUGGAUGCUUCAACCUACUGGGGACUGACUCAGCUUCCUCACUUGCUCAAAGAUGCUAAUGAUAGUGCGCUAACAAAGAAACAAGACUGUACUUAGGGCGAUCACCUACAGGAGGUCCAUUUCAGGUCAUAUUGACUUGCCAUGAUAGAAAACACAAAGAUAUUCUUUGUUUUUAAAUGCUCAUUGUUCUUUAUUGUUACUACAGCUAUUAUUGAUCACUGUUGGUAAUGUUGUUUCUUGUUGUUGUGGCUCUCGUACAUUUUUGUAAAUAUGAUGAAAAGAGAAAUGGAGUAGACAGCUAAGACCUCUCGAUGAGUAUAUUUGACCUCCCCUUUCGUUUUACGUUCUCAAUGCUCUUUAUCCGGUAGCUGGGAUAUGAAACUAUUUGACCUCAUUAAAAGACACUUUAUUAAACAACAAAACCAAGGAAAUACUUCAUACAAGCUUAUUUAAGCAAAGACACAAAAUAUGAUUCUUUGUAAAGAAGACAACUAACCUUGUUGAGAAAAAAACAUGCCAUGAAGGGCAUCUGUGUUGAACAUAGUGGUGUAGUCGAUGGACGAAUUAUGUCUCUCUCGUUGAACUCUGCAGACCCUCAACGGAGCAUGCAGAUUUGCAGCAGAUUGUGAAGGAACACAGCUGUUCAUCCCUCUUGCUUUUUUUCUGAACUUCAGCAACAUAAUAUCCAGGUCAAUGGUCUGAGAAAUACAAAGCUGUUUCACUGAGGAAUGUAAGGGUGAGGAGGAACGUGAGCACGCCUUUGUUGGACGUUGAGUACCGCAUGGCAUAAUGAAGGAUGCGCACUGAGCCCCAAUCCCAAAUGCACUUCAUCAGCUCCCAAACAGGAUGUGAAGUCAUCAGCCCACCAUAGCAGGACUGUCAGAGACUCACAAUGACAGCCGCUGGAAAAACAAAGGGCUGAGAAAUUACCCAUAAAUUACAAGCAAGUUCCUGGCCAUUGGAGCCAGUCCAGACCCCUCUCCUGUCCUGCCUAUCUCUAUAACCCUGCCAUCAAUCCUUGUUUUUUGCUUCUUUUACCCCCUCCUAGAUCUCAUUGUGUUAAACACUUUGUCUCCUGUGCCGUCUCCAAUGGUUAUUUAUUGAUGUAUAUGUGCUGGACAAUUGUGACAAUGCAUAAUAGUUUAAACCAGUCACAUUGUUAGAAUUUCUAGGUGCAACAACAUAAUUUCUCCUGUUUUUUUCUCUUUCUCACACUCUCGCAAGCUGCUUUUCAAUUUGUACGUGUUUGUGGUAGUCCCCUUGUAGUUCUCGAAAGAGAAGGCAAACGCUUUUUUCCCACUGUCCUCAAAAGAAGACAAACGCUAUCUCUCAGAGCUGCUACUUCAGUCUCAUUCAGAUCUCUUUCUGAGAACUAGCAUGUUACAUGGAAUGCUAACAUAAAUGUUUUUGUACAUGGGACGUACAUACAGUAAAUGUAUUUGCACUGUCACGGUUUCUCACGGCAUGCUUUUUUUGGCAGUUUUACCUGUAGGGAGCCUCACUUCAUGGGUUAUCUUUGGAGUGCUUCAUUACAUGUCUGUGAUUUUCAUUUCUUGUUUAAAAAAGUGGUGGGAAAAUGAAAAAAAAGAAGAAAAUGGGAAAAAAAUACAAAACAGAGGUAUCACAA
Messenger RNA from Xyrauchen texanus (razorback sucker), 3817 nucleotides. It is a transcript of the gene runx1t1, whose product is annotated as RUNX1 partner transcriptional co-repressor 1. The record is from RefSeq and is a predicted model, not a curated record. The transcript is spliced from 11 exons. Gene Ontology annotation, cellular component: nucleus. The coding region runs from base 438 to 2189 and encodes 583 amino acids. Gene Ontology annotation, biological process: negative regulation of DNA-templated transcription; DNA-templated transcription. Gene Ontology annotation, molecular function: transcription corepressor activity. Lineage: Eukaryota; Metazoa; Chordata; Actinopteri; Cypriniformes; Catostomidae.